Penicillium soppii is the source of this 1521-nucleotide messenger RNA. RefSeq lists its product as uncharacterized. The coding region runs from base 1 to 1521 and encodes 506 amino acids. The transcript is spliced from 4 exons. Gene Ontology annotation, biological process: transmembrane transport. NCBI's taxonomy places the organism in Eukaryota, Fungi, Ascomycota, Eurotiomycetes, Eurotiales, Aspergillaceae. The record is from RefSeq and is a predicted model, not a curated record. Gene Ontology annotation, molecular function: transmembrane transporter activity.
AUGAGUGCAAGAACAACUCCAUGUUCGACCGAAACAGCAAAAGGGUACCAAGAUGUGGACACAGCCUCAGAGUCCCAGCAAGGGACUAGCACUCCUUUCUCGAGCUUUAAAUCCGUCUCUAAAUAUCUAAUUACGAUCAUGGCCUCAAUGGCCAGCCUGAUCUCGCCCAUGUCGUCUAAUAUAUAUCUCACAGCCCUAACACCCAUCGCUGAGGAUCUACAUGUUAGCGAUUCGAUGGUAAAUUAUACGAUUACGACUUAUAUGAUUUUUCAGGCGAUUUCGCCUGUUCUCAUUGCCACCUGCUCUGAUGUUGUGGGUCGGAGACCGGCUUUUUUGCUCUGCUUUACUCUCUACAUCGCGGCCAAUAUUGGGUUAGCUCUGCAAACUGAGUAUGCUAGUCUACUUGGUUUGCGAUGUCUUCAGAGUGCAGGAUCUUCACCGACCAUUGCCCUUGCAAGUGCGGUGGCUGCUGAUAUCGCCGCUUCAAAGCAAAGAGGGUCCUUUCUGGGGGUUGUUUUGGCAUUGCAAAUUAUUGGUCCUACCAUUGCUCCCGUUGCGGGGGGUCUAUUGAGCAAUCACCUGGGCUGGCACAGUAUUUUCUGGUUCCUCUGCGCGGCGGCCGUUAUACUCCUUAUCCCAAUGUUUUUCUUUUUUCCCGAGACAUCACGCAAUGUUGUAAAUGACGGCUCAACACCUCCACCGUGGUGGAACAGGAGUGUAAAGCAGAUGGUGUGCCGAAACCGGCACUGGAAAACACCAGAACAACAUCCAACAACCCCCACCUCUCCCAAAGGACCCCGACUCACCAACCCCCUGCCCACUUUGUGGGUGAUCCUCACCGACACACAGUCCCUCAUAAUCCUCCUAAUCAUAGGCCAAAGCUACUGCGGAAUCUACGCCCUCAUGACAAGUAUCCCAAGCCUAAUGCACAGCACAUACGGCUACAACAGCGAGCAAACAGGCUACCUUUUUCUCGCCUGGAGCGCCGGAACCAUCCUCUCAGCCUUCUCAACAGGCGCCUACCUGGACUGGCAGUACCGCCGCGAAGCGCGAAGACUAAACGUCGACCCAAACACAGACCUCCAAGAAAUCCCACAUUUCCCUAUCGAAAAAGUCCGCCUAAACCUCUGCAUCCCCAUCCUACUCGUAACAGGAACAACAAUAAUAAUCUACGGCUGGCUCCUCGAAUACGCAUACCCAGUCGCCUUCGUCUACGCCUUUGAACUCAUCUUCGGCUUCUGGGCUUCAUCAAUCUGCCAAAUGGGCACAACACUCAUAAUGGACAUCCACCCCGCCUCCCCCGCCGCAGCAGGCGCAACAGUCAACCUCGUCCGUUGCCUGCUCGGCGCUGCAGUAACAGCUGCCACCCUCCCGCUCAUGCACACCAUCGGCAAAGGCUGGUUUCACAACCUCGUCGGUGUAUUCUGCGUGUACGCUGGCGUGCCGAUGGUGCUGUGGGUUAUGCGCAACGGCGCGCGGAUGAGGGAGAGCCGCGCGAAGACGAAGACGGCUUCAUGUUGA